AUGGGCGCCCAGCCGCGCGGAGUCCGCGUCGCGAAGCUCUUGCCUCCCUGGGCGCCGCCGCCGCUGCUGCUAUUUCUGCUGCUGCUGCUGCUGCCAGUGGCCAGAGCCUCCGACGCCGAGCAUCGUCUGUUUGAGCGGCUGUUCGAAGAUUACAAUGAGAUCAUCCGGCCAGUGGCCAAUGUGUCUGACCCAGUCAUCAUCCAGUUUGAAGUGUCCAUGUCUCAGCUGGUGAAGGUGGAUGAAGUAAACCAGAUCAUGGAGACCAACCUGUGGCUCAAGCAAAUCUGGAAUGACUACAAGCUGAAGUGGAACCCCUCCGACUACAAUGGAGCGGAGUUCAUGCGUGUCCCUGCACAGAAGAUCUGGAAGCCAGACAUUGUGCUGUAUAACAAUGCUGUUGGGGAUUUCCAGGUGGAUGACAAGACCAAAGCUUUACUCAAGUACACGGGGGAAGUGACUUGGAUCCCCCCGGCCAUCUUUAAGAGCUCGUGCAAAAUCGAUGUGACCUACUUCCCAUUUGAUUACCAGAACUGCACCAUGAAGUUUGGUUCCUGGUCCUACGACAAGGCAAAAAUCGACCUGGUCCUGAUCGGCUCCUCCAUGAACCUCAGGGACUACUGGGAGAGUGGUGAGUGGGCCAUCAUCAAAGCCCCAGGCUACAAACAUGACAUCAAGUACAACUGCUGCGAGGAGAUCUACACGGACAUCACGUACUCGCUGUACAUCCGGCGCCUGCCCCUGUUCUACACCAUCAACCUCAUCAUCCCCUGCCUGCUCAUCUCCUUCCUGACUGUGCUUGUCUUCUACCUGCCCUCCGACUGCGGCGAGAAGGUGACCCUCUGCAUCUCGGUCCUCCUCUCCUUGACUGUGUUUCUGCUGGUGAUCACUGAGACCAUCCCGUCCACCUCUCUGGUGAUUCCCCUGAUCGGCGAGUACCUCCUGUUCACCAUGAUUUUUGUAACCUUGUCCAUCGUCAUCACCGUCUUCGUGCUCAACGUGCACUACAGGACCCCCACCACACACACGAUGCCCAUGUGGGUGAAGACCAUAUUCUUGAACUUUCUUCCCAGGGUCAUGUUCAUGACCAGGCCGGCAAGCAGUGAGGGUAACACUCAGAGGCCAAGACCCUUCAAUAGCGCUGAGCUCUCAAACCUGAAUUGCUUCAGCCACAUAGAGUCCAAGAGCUGCAAAGAAGGCUACCCCUGCCAGGACGAGCUAUGUAGCCACUGCCACCACCGCAGGGUAAAAAUCCUGAAUUUCAGUGCCAAUCUCACGAGAAGCUCCAGUUCUGAAUCCGUCAAUGCCGUGCUGUCCCUCUCUGCUCUGUCACCAGAAAUCAAAGAAGCUAUCCAAAGUGUCAAGUAUAUUGCUGAAAAUAUGAAAGCACAGAAUGAAGCCAAAGGGAUUCAAGACGAUUGGAAGUAUGUUGCCAUGGUGAUUGAUCGUAUAUUUCUGUGGGUUUUCAUUCUGGUGUGCAUUUUAGGGACAGCAGGAUUGUUUCUGCAACCUUUGAUGGCCAGGGAUGAUGCAUAAGCACUAAACUGUGUGUUACUUAUGAGGUUACUUAUGUGUAUUGGGGGAGAGGCGGCUCACUGUUUUUUUAAUUUUAUUUUUUGUUGUGGUAAAAUUCACUUAGCAUAAAAUGUACCAUCUUAACCAUGUUUAAGGGCACAGUUCAGUGGUAUUAAAUAUAUUCAGGGCUUCCCUGGUGGCGCCGUGGUUGACAGUCCGCCUGCCGAUGCAGGGGACACGGGUUCGUGCCCCGGUCCAGGAGGAUCCCACAUGCUGCGGAGCGGCUGGGCCCGUGAGCCAUGGCCGCUGAGCCUGCGCGUCCAGAGCCUGUGAUCCGCAACGGGAGAGCCCACAACAGUGAGAGGCCCGCGUACCGCAAAAAAAAAAAAAAAUAUAUAUAUAUAUAUAUAUAUUCACAUUGUUGUGUAACCAUCACCACCAUCCAUCCCCAUAACUUGUAAAACUAUAGACCAGUUAAACAAUAAUUCCCCAUUCUCCCCUCCCACCAGCAACCAUCAUUACACUUUAUGACUUUGACUACUCUAAGUACCUCAUGUAAGUGGAAUCAUACAGUAUUUGUCCUUUUGUGACUGGCUUAUUUCACUUCACAGAAUGUCCCUAAGGUUCAUCCAUGUUGUAGCAUAUUGCAGAAUUUCCUUACUUUUUAAGGCUGAAUAAUAGUCAAUUUUAAGUAUAUACAUUUUGCUUAUCCAUUUAUCUGUUGAUGGACACUUGGGUUGCUCCCAUGUUUUAGCUGUUGUGGAUAAUGCUGCUAUGAACAUGGGUGUACUCUCUCCGAUACCUUGCUUUCAGUUCCUUUGGGGAUAUACCCAGAAGUGGAAUUGCUCGAUCAUAUGGCAAUUCUAUUCUUAAUUUUUUGAGGAACUGCCAUACUGUUUUCCACCAUGGCGAUACCAUUCUAUAUUGCCACCAACAAUGUACAAGGAUGGAUUCUCCCCAGUUUCUCCACAUCCUCAUCAUACUUUUUUUUUUUUUCGGUACGCAGGCCUCUCAUUGUCGUGGCGUCUCCCGUUGCAGAGCACAGGCUCCAGAUGCGCAGGCUCAGCAGCCAGGGCUCACGGGCCCAGCCGCUCCACGGCAUGUGGGAUCUUCCCGGACCGGGGCAUGAACCCGUGUCCCCUGCAUUGGCAGGCGGACUCUCAACCACUGCACCACCAGGGAAGCCCUGUUUUGUUUUUCUGAUAAUAGCAAACCUAUUGGUUGUGAGUCAGUAUCUCAUUGUAGUUUUGAUUUCAUUUCUCUAAUGAUUAGUGAUUUUGAGCAUUUUUUCACAUGCUUAUUGGCCAUUUGUGGCCAUUUCUUCUUUGGAGAAAUGUCUAUUCAAGAUCUUUGUCCAGUUUUGAAUUGCGCUUUUUAUUGUUUUAGGAGGUCGCUAUGUAUUCUAGAUAUUAAUCCUUUAUCAGAUAUAUGAUUUGCAAAUAUUUUCUCCCAUUCUGUGGGUUGCCUUUUUACUGUCAAUAGUGUCUUUUGAUGCACAAAAUUUUUUAAUUUUCAUGAAGUCCAAUCUGUCUGCUUUUUCUUUCAUUACCUGUGCUUUUUGUGUCAUAUCCAAGAAAUCAUUGCCAAAUCCAAUGUCAUAAAGCAUUUGUCCUGUUUUCUUCUAAGAGUUUUAUUGUUUUAGGUCUUACAUUUAAGCUUUUUCUCAAUAGAGCUUCCUAUCAUCACUUCCUAUCAUCAAGCUACUGGCUUUGCUUUUGACAUUUCAAGGUUUACUUAUCAUCCAGUUGUCUUGACUUUUGUUAAAAAAAAAAAAAGAUUCAUGCAAGAAAAAUGUCAAGAGAAUUAUGGCUAAAUGAAUAUUGAACCAGCCUUUCGGGUAAGGUAAUGUCAGAAUAUAAUUCUUCUGCAGUGAUAAAGUAGCAUGCUGUGCUAUGGACCAUGUAAAAAUGGACUAAAUAUGAAAACUGUGGGUUUUUUUUAGCGGUCGAGAUGUAACUGGAUUUAAAAAAAAACCUUACUGUUCAGAAAUACGAAAAAUUGUUUUGUUCAGUAUCACAACAGAUUUCCCAAUGGUUUUCUUGUUUAGCUCACAAUCUCCUUGCAGUUUAUACUAUUUCAGUAAGGUCUCACUACUGUCAUUUCUUACCAUGCACCUUUUUUUUUUCUUUUUUUUUUUUUACUGUUUUUCAAGAGUCUAAGGACCAUGCCCUCAUUGUAGAUGGCCUCAGUUAUUUAUUUUGCAUAAUUCUAAAUUAUUAUACUAUGAGAAAUUAUGCCUCGUCACACAGUCAUUGUUAAUGAACCUUUAGAACGGGGUUUCUCAGCCUUAGCACUAGUAACAUUUUGGGCCAGAUAAUUCUGUGUUGAGGGGGAAUGGGGUCUGUCCUGUACGUUGUAGGAUCUUUAGCAGCACCCUGGCCCCUACCCACUAGAUGCCAAUAACAUACCCCCCAUCCCUUGCCAGGUGUGACGACCAGAAAUAUCCCCUCAGGGGCAAAACUGCCCCUUUGAGAACCACUGCUUUAGACAAAUUAUUAAGGAGAGAGUAUCCCAUACUCCACUUCUGAAUCUGAAUAACCACUGGCAAGAGAUGAUGAUACACAGAGACCAUUUUAAUCUUCUCAUUAGUCAUUAUGAUGUUUUUCCUAUGCAAAAAUAAAACUGACAAAAUUGCAGCCCACUGUGACUCAUGUUUCAGUAAGCCAAAAGAAGAUUUCUAUAAAAUGUAUUUACAUGUAAAAUUUUAAAGUAAUAGUAAUGGAAACAUAAUAAGAGGGAUCGGGGAUAUAUACAUGCUAUGACAGCCAACUGGCAAUUUAAACUGAUCGAACGAGGAGACUUUCACUCACUAAAUAGCAUUAAACACCUGCCUAAAAUAACAGGCAAAUUAGACAGGAUCCCUUCUGCCUUCUAAGGAGUGUUUAAUUGAACUUAGAUCUGUUACUAUAAAUAAAUAAGGCAGUUGUUCUCUCAAGAGCUAAGAGUUCAAAAUCGAAUACAAGAUUUCUGUCAGUAUUUUCUUCCUGGUCAUAGCUGAGUCAGGGACAUUAAAGAUGAAAAAUUUUUUUUUCUGUUUUUGUUGGUUUGAAUUUUAUUUUAUUAAUUUUUUUAUACAGCAGGUUCUUAUUAGUCCUCAAUUUUAUACACAUCAGUGUAUAUAUGUCAAUCCCAAUUGCCCAAUUCAUCCCACCACCACCACCACCACCACCCCGGCUCCUUUCCCCCACU
Orcinus orca (killer whale) is the source of this 4701-nucleotide messenger RNA. It is a transcript of the gene CHRNA3, whose product is annotated as cholinergic receptor nicotinic alpha 3 subunit. Gene Ontology annotation, molecular function: acetylcholine-gated monoatomic cation-selective channel activity; transmembrane signaling receptor activity. Gene Ontology annotation, cellular component: postsynaptic membrane; neuron projection; synapse. The transcript is spliced from 6 exons. The record is from RefSeq and is a predicted model, not a curated record. Bases 1 to 1533 code for a protein of 510 amino acids. Gene Ontology annotation, biological process: monoatomic ion transmembrane transport; nervous system process; regulation of membrane potential. Lineage: Eukaryota; Metazoa; Chordata; Mammalia; Artiodactyla; Delphinidae.